Suillus paluster is the source of this 842-nucleotide messenger RNA. RefSeq lists its product as uncharacterized. The transcript is spliced from 3 exons. The record is from RefSeq and is a predicted model, not a curated record. Lineage: Eukaryota; Fungi; Basidiomycota; Agaricomycetes; Boletales; Suillaceae. Bases 266 to 472 code for a protein of 68 amino acids.
AUUUCCUUUUCUUGACACUUUUCUUACAGUUUCGUACAUACUGCUUCAAAAUCAUUACGACGACUUUGAGACCAUCACGCAAAUGAAUGGCAUGAAGAGGCAAUGCAGCGCAUCGAAGAGCUAGCUGUGUGUCCCAAUUUCGAUCCUCUUGCUUGCCAUAUUAUGGAAGCCUGCAACUGUCAAAAAUUGCCCUGUGCGCUACAACGAAGCUGUCGAUCACUUCGACGCCACCGUUUACGCUAGCGCGUUCUUUCAUAAAUCGACAAUGCAAUCAAUGUACGAGGGAUUUAUUGUGCUGUUUGGCUGGGACCUCAAGUCCUUGUGGCAAACCACGAACCAGCGACAGUGCCAUGCACUUUUCCGGGCAGGUAGAAUUGGAUCAACUGUCGAAACGUACCGAUCCAUCAUGUACAAGAGUGAUGCAACCACGAAGGUCAGGUUACAUGCUUGGUUCGCUCAAAAUAUUCAGUGAUGUCACCCCGUCUAAGAUGAUCUAGCGCACUUCGCACGGCUCUCGAGUGAAUUAAGCGUGCUCUAUGCUUCCAAUGGAGAUGUUGCGAUCGCGGCAAGCAGUUACUCAUGCAGUUUGAAUCACAGAGUUUUCAUUUGUACUCAAGAGUGUUUGUAUUACACAAAUAGCCCGUUUUACUCGUAAUGUAUACUGUCAGCUCACUUGAACAGGACAUGUUCAACGCUUACACCCACCGUUCGAUCAAAGCGCCCCAGUAUAUGCACCUCUGCGAGAUUGAGCUAGAUACCCACAAUCCCCCACCAAGCCCACCUUGACUGUCCUCAGUACCUUCGACCUUCAGAAAACGGCGCAACUCAUUCCAAGCACCAUG